This is a messenger RNA of Porites evermanni, 2937 nucleotides long. The record is from the annotation of a GenBank genome assembly. Lineage: Eukaryota; Metazoa; Cnidaria; Anthozoa; Scleractinia; Poritidae.
AUGUCGCCUAGACGUAAGAUUAUCCGAAACAGCUUUCUUCAUUUGGAUGGCGCAGCCUACAGCUUUGAAAUGACUGACCGCCUUGACCACAACAACCUUGACUUCAGCGAGGAUGAUGUUUUGACAAAAAUAUGCGAAACUAUUUCAGAUGGUUACAAAGAUCCAAUGCAUGAAGGCCAAGAUCAAGUGUUAGUGGCUUUUGAUAAAGAUGCACAUAAAUUUCCUAUUCUUCCUGAUAAUGUCCUAACUCAGUAUCUUGAUGAAACAUCCAGGAGAAAAGUGUAUUCAAACUGGCUCAUCUUCAGACAAAAUGGCAACCACCUCACUAUCACCCACUUUGGUGCUUUUGGGAGCGAGAAAGAUCAAGAUUUUAUAGAUACACAGGAAGAGACAAUGCGGGCUCUUGCCAUUUAUAAGCAACUGUUGGAAGAUCUGAAGUCCCCAAUCAACAAAAUGUCUGAGGAAGACCAAGCACUUAUGGAAGAGCACAUAUUGGCAGAAGCAAAAGCCCAUUAUUUUGGAAUUGUGCAGAAUAAUGAGUCACAGAUUCAAACUUGCAAGAAGGAAUUGGAACAGCUGAUUUAUGAAGUCUAUGAUGAAGAAGAGGAUAAAACAGUUGCUCGAAACCUGAUAGCAAAGUUAUCAGCUUCAACAGGAAAAGUACUGAUUAAAACCAUGGCAAAAGUCAUCACAGAAGAAUUAGCAGAAAAAGCAGCUAAAAAAGUAGCUGCGAAGCUGGCAGCAAAGGCAGCAGCAAAAAUUGCGGCAAUGUCUGGAUUGAAGGGCGGGGCAGCCAAGGGGAGCAGCAAGGUUGCAGCAAAGGCGGUGCCCUUUGUGGGAGCAGCUAUCGGUGUUGGAUUUGGACUCUGGAGGCUUUCUCAAGGAGACGUGUUAGGAGCAGGCCUGGAAAUUGCUUCUGGGGCAGCAUCGUGUGUACCAGGGGCAGGUACUGCUGUGUCUUUAGCUAUUGAUGGCACACUUGUAGGGAAGGACAUGAAGGAAGCAUUGGAAGCAGAAACUAAACGGGAACGAAAUGUUCAGGUAAAGUUGCAUUUGUCUGAAAAACAAAAAUAUUAAUUUAUUAUUAUCAUUAUUAUUAUUGCCUACUUUGAAUACACUCUUACAGUAGGUCUAUCAAAGUUUGUUUUUCAGAUACAAACUGUAUGCCUUUCAGUUAAGAAGCUUAUCUGUGCUCAGGCAUUCUUUUUUUGGGGAGGGGGCAGGGGAAAGAGUAGCAGGCAAAGGGAAACAAAAGGAACACCUGAUACAUUUACUUUUACCUUUUGCCUUCCAAAGGAAGAGGGGAGGGGGACUGCAGCCUGAUCACAGGUUAUUAAGAAGGGGUCACAAAUGCACAAAACGACCCCCCCCCCCACCCACCCUUCCCCAGAUAUGCCUCUAAUUAGAUCUUAUAAUAGAGAAACGAGACAAGUCAUGUUACUAGUUCCUCUGCAGAAGAUCAUGUUUUGUAUCUUUUGAUCAGAUGGCAGGAUUUUUAUACCUCGAAUUGCUACAUUUCUUCAAUCAUGAUUUCCCUCUAUGAUCACUUAUCAUGUUUUUCUCCUCGGGCUUGCACCCCCGUUCAUCAUGGUGUGCAUUGCUUGUGCAUGGGUUUAUACAUGUGGAGGAACUUUGAAAGAAAAAAAAAGAGACUGCUGAUAGUCUAUAUAUUCAGACACUAAGUGGCAAAGGUUGAGGUGACAUGUCAUAGCUCAUGUCCAGUCCUUGGGGGUCUGAGGGUAGGCUGCUGAAGUGAUGGGCUGGUCAAAACUCACGGGAUUGGGCACUCCUUGACUUUUUGGUGAAGUGGAUACACUUUGACCUGGAACCCUUAGUAUAUACAAGGCCAUGUGAAGCCACAAUUUUGCAGCCAUUUUCUAGACUGAGCAGAACUACAAAUAACUGUUGGUUAUCUGACAAAUGUCCAACUAAAAUGUAGCCAUGUGUGACCAAAUUCUACCUACAGCCAAACAUGAUGACUGAAAAGAUCAAAUACGCUACCAAAGACAAUCAUUUUGUUGCUUAAGAAAAACUUUUAAUAGUUAAGUUAUGUUAAAAACAAACAGUCAACAUAAUUUAAGUCCAACAAUUUUUCUGGUUUGAGUUUGACGGGAGGGGUGUGGGGUGUUGGUUGGCACCUUUAUUCAAGGCUGGGCGCUUAUUGACUUUUUCUGCCUUUAGGAUGGACCCUUAUUUGAGGUGGGUGCUAAUUCGAGGUUGGGUGCUUAUUCAAAUAAAUACGGUAUGUGGAAGUACCCCCUCUGCCAUUGUCCACAUUCAGCCAUUCAGUGGGUAAACGGUUUAUUAGUUAUUACUCCUGAGUUCAGUUUUGUCAUUCAAACUCAUCUAUUUUUCUGCUAUAGGAGCUGCAAUGCAAGAUAAAAAAGAUUGAAAAUGAGCUGAAGGUCCUUAGUGAAGACUAUGACAAAGCUAAAGAAGAUUAUGAGUUUGUCAAAAAAGUUUUAGAAGACCCUGGAUGUGGGAUUACAAAAGUUCAGAAGGCAAUUUCAAUCUUGGAAAAGCUUUCAGCUGCUCUUCUUAAAGUAGGAGCAUGAGAGAUGAGUAAUGCAAUGAACAUCUUUCAUCAUAAAGAUCAAUAAUUGUUCUGGAAUGAAUUUUGAACUUGGAGGAGUAUUAUCAGUUAGCAAAAUUCAGACAUCCUAGGCCUCAGUAAUCAAUGAGGAGCUAAAAAAACAACUAAAAUAUCAAUGGAAAGUUUAAAGAAUACAGCAAUUAAUACAAAAGAAGGUGUGAAUGGACAAAAGUGACGAAAGUUUGUAAAUUGGAUUGGGAUUUUGUAACUUUGAAUAUUAAUCUUGGAAGACAUAAUUAUUUGUUUGUUACAAAUCUGUGAUUUUGUCAAAUAGAAAGUUUCUUGGUUAGUGUUCCAUAGGGAUAAAGGUUGUGUAAUAAAUAUAAAGUAAAAUGAACUAGACC